Messenger RNA from Ogataea angusta, 1128 nucleotides. RefSeq lists its product as uncharacterized. Gene Ontology annotation, biological process: endocytosis; endosomal transport; actin filament organization. The transcript has a single exon. The record is from RefSeq and is a predicted model, not a curated record. Gene Ontology annotation, cellular component: cytoplasm; plasma membrane. Gene Ontology annotation, molecular function: calcium ion binding; protein binding. The coding region runs from base 1 to 1128 and encodes 375 amino acids. Lineage: Eukaryota; Fungi; Ascomycota; Pichiomycetes; Pichiales; Pichiaceae.
AUGCCCAAGCUCGAAGAAUGGGAGAUUAAAAAGUACUGGCAGAUCUUCAGCGGUCUCAAGCCGGUCAACAACAAACUGAGCGGCGACAAGGUGUCUGUUGUGUUCAAGAACUCGCGCCUUGACCAGACACAGCUUGAAAAAGUGUGGGACCUGUCGGACAUCGACGUGGACGGCCAGCUGGACUUUGAAGAGUUCUGCAUAGCCAUGCGGCUCAUCUUUGACCUCGUCAACGGCAACACGUCGGAGCUGCCCAAAUCCUUGCCCGACUGGCUUAUUCCCGGCUCGAAACAGCAUCUGGUGCAGGCCAACAGGGCCGUGGCGGGAAACAGCACCGGUUUCGACAGCGACACCGAUGAGGAGCUCAUGCUGAGCUCAGACUUCGACUGGUACAUCUCGCCAUCCGAUAAGGCCCGGUACGAGGACAUCUACGCGUCAUCUGCAGACAGGUUUGGAAGAAUUACGUUCCAGUCGCUGUCGGAGCUGUACAAGACGCUCAACGGCGUUCCGGAAACAGAUAUCUCGUUUGCGUGGAACCUGGUGAACCCCAAGCAGUCGGAGACGAUCGACAAGGACCAGUGUCUGGUGUUUCUGCACAUUUUGAGCCAGAGAUCGAGCGGCAAGAGAGUGCCAAAGUCUGUGCCUCCGUCGCUGAGAGCCACGUUCAACAGAGAGACACCGAGCUACGACGUGAACGAUUACCAGGCAGAGGAGCCGCGAAAGCCUAGCAGCACAAAACAGGCUUUUGGAGAGAGCUAUUUGAGCAAGAUCACUGGCUCUUCCAGGAUCGCCAACAACAAGACAGAUUUCAGCGCAACAGACGGAACCGACUGGGAAGAGGUGAAGCUGAGACGCGAGCUAAAGGAGCUGGAAGAGCUGAUCCAAAAGGCCGAGGACGCCAAGAACAACAAGGGAUUCGACGACAAGCUGAGUCUGGCCAAAUACGAGUUUGAAAAUCUACUCAAGUACAAGGAGCAGCAGGUGGCCGAGCUGGGAACGGGCAGCGACCUGCACUCGAUCCGGGCCAACAUUGAGGUUGUGCAGAGCCAGGUGAGCCAGCUGGAGUCGUUUUUGGAGCAGAAACGGACCGAGCUGGGCGGGCUGCAGCGGGAGAUCGAGGCCCUGAGAUGA